Galleria mellonella (greater wax moth) is the source of this 4048-nucleotide messenger RNA. It is a transcript of the gene Prestin, whose product is annotated as prestin. The record is from RefSeq and is a predicted model, not a curated record. Bases 449 to 2548 code for a protein of 699 amino acids. Gene Ontology annotation, molecular function: chloride transmembrane transporter activity; oxalate transmembrane transporter activity; sulfate transmembrane transporter activity. Gene Ontology annotation, cellular component: membrane. The transcript has 18 exons. NCBI's taxonomy places the organism in Eukaryota, Metazoa, Arthropoda, Insecta, Lepidoptera, Pyralidae. Gene Ontology annotation, biological process: transmembrane transport.
AAAACGCGUCGCUCGAAGUACAUCACUAUCAUUUUGUGACCUCUGUAUAAACAGUGUUCGCGCGCUUUUUUAAAAUAAAAAAAAAUAUUUACGUAUUCACGUAGUGCAAAAGUAUUAAAAAAUAUUAGUGUUGGUGUGACCCUUUAAAAAAAUUUACAUACACUUUUAAACAUUAAAUGUACUUAGUAGUAGUAAUUAAUAAUUAAAAAAUAAAUUCGUGUUUACAAAUAUACAAGAAAACGUAGACAUUUUAUUGUGAAACAAUCUUCAAAUUACUUAUUUUCCAAUUGUUUUCCCGCCUAAAGAAACUUUUUCUUUUUUUUUUUUCUUCGAUACUAUCACGUUUUACUAAUCAGCUAUAUAAACUUUAAAUAAAGAACAAACUAUUAAUGGUGUAGUGUGACGAUGUCCAUUGUGAAUUUGAGAACUUAACAGUGCUAAAAAUAAAAUGAAGAACACAAACAGUGAAAAGUCUGAUGAGUGGGAGACGGAGAAGCUGAACCCCAAUGGAUGGGCACAGGCGCGACCCAGUCAACAGUUCAACGUGGUGAGACGUGUAUAUCAGCAGGAUAUACUCAAUAAGGACGCCGACUAUCAGGUUCCUGAGAAACCAUUGCGUUAUCAAUGCAAGAAGGUAGUGAACAGCUGCGGCUUCGGGGACUGCAUCGUGAACUCUCUGCCCAUAGCGAGAUGGUUGCCCAGAUACAGCCUGAAGCGCGACCUCGUAGGGGACCUGGUCGCCGGCGCGACCACCGCCGUCAUGCAUAUACCUCAAGGUAUGGCGUACGCGCUACUAGCGGAGGUGCCUCCAAUAGUUGGUUUAUACAUGGCGUUCUUUCCCGUACUCGUGUACGUGAUCUUCGGCACCUCCCCCCAUGUGUCCAUGGGGACGUUCGCUGUUGCCUGUCUUAUGGCAGGAAAGGUGGUCACUCAGCACGCAACAAUACAUAUGGAUUUAACGAAUUCGACUAAUAGCGUACUUUCAACGUCAACCCUGGACGGUGUUGGGUACACGCCGCUACAAGUGCUCAGUAUAGUUUGCCUAGCUGUCGGAAUAUUUCAGAUAUUAAUGUGGGUGUUACGACUGGGCGCGGUGUCGUCCCUCCUGUCCGAGCCGCUGGUGUCAGGGUUCACCACCGCUGCCUCGUUUCACGUGCUCGCCUCGCAACUGAAGGACCUCUUCGGGGUCAAGAUACCCAAACUGUCAGGGAACUAUAAAAUCAUUUUUACAGUGAUCGAAGUGAGCAAAGGCCUUCCAAACUUGAACGUGGCUGCGGUGGUCAUAUCCUGCAUCACGUGCGUCGUGAUCGCGCUCAACAACGAACUCCUCAAGCCAUGGGUGAGCAAGCGUUCCCGUGUGCCGGUCCCAAUCGAGCUACUGGCCAUAGUACUUGGCACCAUUGUGUCCAAAUUCUGCGGACUGGAGGAGCGGUACGGGAUCAAUCUGGUCGGAAACAUACCCACGGGACUGCCUGUACCCCAAGUGCCGCCAGUGGAGCUGCUGCCGAGCAUAGCCAUCGAUGUGUUCACCAUCACCAUCGUGACAUACACUAUAACCAUGUCUAUGGCGCUCAUCUUCGCCUCCAAGGAGAAAUAUGAGAUCGACGCCAACCAGGAACUGUUGGCUUUGGGUGCAAGCAAUGUUUUCGGUUCGUUCUUCUGCUGCGCACCAUUCUGCGCCAGUUUGUCCAGAUCUUACAUACAAUACCAGGCGGGCAGCAAAACGUGUGUAACAUCGGUGGUGUCGGCGCUGCUGAUCCUGUGCGUGCUGCUGUGGGUGGGGCCGUUCUUCGAGCAGCUGCCGCGCUGCGUGCUCGCCGGCAUCAUCGUCGUCUCGCUCAAGGGCAUGUUCGUGCAAGUCAAGGAGUUGCCCAAAUUUUGGAAAUUGAGCAAACUGGACGCGGUGGUGUGGCUGGUGACGUUCCUCGUCACCGUGCUGGUCAACAUCGAUAUUGGGCUGGGCGCAGGCCUGGCGGCGAGCGUGGGCGCGUUGUUCUGCCGCGCCCAGAAGCCUUACACGUGCCUGUUGGGGCGGGUCCUCAACACCGAUCUCUAUUUGGACAUCAAGAGGUACCGAGCGGCGGAAGAGUUGCCAGGCAUCAAGAUAUUCCACUACUGCGGCGGCCUCAACUUCGCCAGUAAGAACUUAUUCAGAUCGACUCUCUUCCGUAAAAUUGGCUACAUGAAGCCAGCCGAGCUCUCCCACGACGAGGACAACAACCUGACUAGAAGCGAGUCGUACGAAUGGGACCCUACAAUUGGGAGUAGAGUACACUGCGUGAUAGUGGACGCGAGCGCAUUGUCGUACGUGGAUGCGCCGGGCAUCAAGACGCUGGUCUCCAUCCACCACGAGCUUGUCGCGAGCAAUAUCACGCUGCUACUCGCCGGCGCCAAUGGUCCAGUUCUAGAAAUGAUAGAGAGAUAUAACUCUCUCGAAACAGAUCGACUGCAACUGGACACAUUCCCAACCGUUCACGACGCGGUCGUCUACUACAAAGUGCUGGAGGCGAAGCGACACGACGUCACCACCACCGUCACUAUGACGUGACAGCGGAAUGAAGCAAUCGGUAGAAACAGGUAGUAGAAAUGGUAGAAAUACAUUAUUAAGCUACGCUCACACUGACGUGAAACUCGCGCGGGACGCGAACGCGAAUACGCUUGUGUGGGAGCCACUUUAUUAUUGAUGGAACUAUAUUCUUGGAUUUUCCAAGUUCCGUAUAUCUUAAUACUAGCUUUUAGUUUAGAAUAGAAAACACAAAAAUUGUUCAGCAUUUCAUAUAGGAAUACAAAAAAGAAAAAAAAAACGUUUAAAUUGUUUCUGAGUUCCAUUACAAGCAUACAAUCAAAUAUUCCCUCAUUGUAAUAUUAGUACAAAUUUAUUUUUAUUUAUUUGUAAUAUAUAUGUACUGCAUUGUACUAAAUGACUGUUACCCCUUAAACUAUAUAGAUAGAGUAUCUCAAUAAAAAUACUUCGUCAAAAACAGGUCAACUUUUUUAUCCAAUUGUUAAUAGAGUUACCAUAAAAAGUAGCACAUUGUUUUUGUUUAAAAAAUGUAUCAAAAUUCAAUCAGCCAAGAUGGCAUUUGGCUGACAAAAUUUUAACCUGUUCUUAACACUCGAUGCUCUAUCUAUAUAUUCUAAGUGUUAGUACGUACUUAAAUACAUUUUUUCAUAUUCCAUUUUUGGAACUUAAUCAACGUCAAUUAUUUAAUUGAAAUAUAGUACAUUACUGCAGCGGCCAGCAACUGAGGCACUGAUGGAUGAACGUGCAAAUGUGGGCCGAGGCGUAGCCGAGGCAUACAUACGUGAGUCCAUCAAUGACUAGUUGUGGCCAAGGCUUGUAUAGUACUUUUCUCAAUCAAUGCGCGGAAAUCAAAAACACAAUUUUUAUUACAUGUUGGAUACGAAAUAAUUAACACCAUUUGAAAGGAGUAUUCUACCAGUGUCGAUCCCAUCAUUUACACAAAGCAAUUUACUUAAUACUCGCUUUAAACAUAAGUUAGAUAUUGUGAAUGAAUCGUGUCCCACGUCCCGCGCGGUUUCUACUAAUUUGAAGCUUCAAUUAAUAACCGAAGAGUAUAAAUUAACAUGAUUAUCUCUUGGACUUAUCACGAAACAAGAUGGUAGAAAUUGGUAGAAACAGAAUUGUUCCUACAAUUUAUAAUUAACUAAAAACUUUUAUUAUCAUAAGAGAUGGGAAUUUACGCAAUCAUUUAGGUAAACUAUGAAAUUUUACCUGGAUUAUAUCAAUGUUUCUAUCAAUUGACACACCGCCCAAGAUAAUUAUCAUAGUUUACUUUAGACUAUUUUAACUACCAAAUGGUAGAAAUUUAUUUAAUUAAAAAUUAAAGUUGUAUGACCGAAUUUAAUACAAAUAUAUAAGGACAAUAAAUGGCAAUAAUGAUAUUUAUAUGAAAUAAAGUAGUAAACACUUUAUUUUUGUAAAAUCGAAUAUAAAUGUAUGAAAAAUUCUAUUAAUUAUAUUUCGUCUAAGUACUUAAUGAGUACUUAAGUAUUUAUUACUUUAAAAAAUAGGAGAGCGACCUAU